AUGGCGCAGAAUCUACCUCAUCUCCCGGACUGGGAGCAGGUCAGUACCAAUAUCAUCAGGAUCAUGGGCGGCAAUCCCAGCAAGUUCACCCUCCAAGGCACAAACACGUACCUCCUCGGGUCUGGCGCGUCGCGCAUCCUCAUCGACACGGGCAGCGGCGAGAAGAAAUGGAUCGACACGGUCCGCGUGGUCCUCAACUCGGCGACCGCCAAACCACUCCACAUAUCCACCUGCCUCCUGACACAUUGGCACCACGACCACCUAGGCGGCGUGACCGACCUGGAACGACUCUCGGCCGAAUUGAACCCGGGCCACGAAUUGAAAGUCUACAAGAACCUGCCCGCGUGGAACCCGGACUCCCUGAUCGACCCGUCCCGUGUGCACGACAUCCACGACGGCCAGGAAUUCGUGACCGGCGGGGGAGACGGAAACGACGACGACGCCUCGUCUUUCGCAAUCCAAGCCAUUCACACCCCCGGCCACGCGAAAGACCACAUGGUCUUCCAGAUCACGCAGUCGCCGGACGCCUCCGAAAUCGGCGCCCUCUUCACGGCAGACAACGUUCUCGGACACGGCACCGCCGUGUUUGAAGACCUCCAGCUAUAUCUACAGAGCUUAGACGUGAUGAAAAGACGGGUCGUGGACGCCGUGGCCACACAACAUCGCCAACGCCAGCAGGACACUCGACAGAGUGGGAUUCCGGAUUCGGAUUCAAGUCCGAGUUCGAUCUCUGGGGGACCAAACUCAUCCGCCCAUGCUGACGCCAACGCUGACGCCCACGUCUCCGUCUCAACCAGCAGCACGACGACUACGGCGGCAGCCACCACCACAACCAAAAGAGCAUACCCCGGCCACGGUCAAGUGAUCGACGACGCGGUGGGCAAAAUCGACGAAUACAUCGCGCACAGACGCAUGCGCGAGGAAGAGGCCCUGAACGUACUAAAGUACGGGACCGUGAAUUCGCCGCAGUCAACCACGCCGGUCGUGCACGACUCGAUCACCACGACAGGGAAGAGCGAGGGCGAGAGCGAUGCGUCAGCGGGAGUGCGAGAAUCAGGAUCAGGAUCAGGGCCGAAAGAAGUGAUCGUGGGCAAAGAAUGGGACAGCAUGGAGAUGGUGAGGGUGAUCUAUCGGCAUUAUCCCGAGAAUCUGUGGGAGCCGGCGGAGAAGGGCCUGUUGAUGGUGCUGGAGAAGUUGAAAAAGGAUGGGCGCGUCGUUUGUGUUGGCGCGUCGGGCGACGCCAGGGGGAAAUGGAGGGUCAGUGAGAAGGCGACCCUGUGA
This is a messenger RNA of Cladophialophora carrionii CBS 160.54, 1281 nucleotides long. RefSeq lists its product as uncharacterized. The record is from RefSeq and is a predicted model, not a curated record. The transcript is spliced from 2 exons. Gene Ontology annotation, biological process: secondary metabolite biosynthetic process. Bases 1 to 1281 code for a protein of 426 amino acids. NCBI's taxonomy places the organism in Eukaryota, Fungi, Ascomycota, Eurotiomycetes, Chaetothyriales, Herpotrichiellaceae.